GGGACUGGGGCAGGCGCCGGUGAGGAGGAGGAGAAGAAGCGGCGGCGGAGGCGGCGGCGCGGUUUUCUCCGGCCGAAUUCCACCCCCCGGAGCAUCGCUGUCCACGCCCGCGAGCGCAGCCCGGCCGGGCAGGGGCGCCGGAAAAGAUGGAACCGGGGGGCCGGGCGCGCAUUGGCCCCCCGCAGCCGGCGGCCCCCGGGCUGUGGAGGGCUCGGCCGGCGGGCGGCAGCGGCGGUGGCGGUGGCGCCUCCUCCUGGCUGCUGGACGGGAACAGCUGGCUGCUGUGCUAUGGCUUCCUCUACCUGGCCCUCUACGCGCAGGUGUCCCAGUCCAAGCCGUGCGAGAGGACCGGCUCCUGCUUCUCGGGCCGCUGUGUUAACUCCACCUGCCUCUGCGACCCGGGCUGGGUGGGGGACCAGUGCCAGCACUGCCAGGGCAGGUUCAAGUUAACAGAACCUUCUGGAUAUUUAACAGAUGGUCCAAUUAAUUAUAAAUAUAAAACUAAGUGCACAUGGCUAAUAGAAGGCUAUCCAAAUGCGGUGUUAAGAUUAAGAUUCAAUCAUUUUGCAACAGAAUGUAGCUGGGAUCAUAUGUAUGUUUAUGAUGGAGAUUCAAUAUAUGCACCUUUAAUCGCAGUUCUUAGAGUUGAAUGUGAUGAGAAGGGAACCAGAAUGGAGACUGUUGUUCCAAAUAGUCCAGGUCCUGAUUGUUCUUUGAAUGUUCCUUCUACUGAGUCUUACUGGAUUCUGCCAAAUGUUAAACCCUUCAGUCCUUCUGUAGGUCGGGCUUCCCAUAAAGCAGUUUUACACGGGAAAUUUAUGUGGGUGAUUGGUGGAUAUACUUUUAACUACAGUUCUUUUCAAAUGGUCCUGAAUUACAAUUUGGAAAGUAGUAUAUGGAAUGUAGGAAGUCUAUCAAGGGGUCCUCUCCAGAGAUAUGGACACUCUCUUGCUUUAUAUCAGGAAAACAUCUUUAUGUAUGGAGGCAGAGUUGAAACAAAUGAUGGCAACGUCACAGAUGAAUUAUGGGUUUUUAACAUACAUAGUCAGUCAUGGAGUACAAAGACUCCUACCGUUCUUGGACAUGGUCAGCAGUAUGCUGUGGAGGGACAUUCAGCACACAUUAUGGAGUUGGAUAGUAGAGAUGUUGUCAUGAUCAUAAUAUUUGGAUAUUCUGCAAUAUAUGGUUAUACGAGCAGCAUACAGGAAUACCAUAUCUCAUCAAACACUUGGCUUGUUCCAGAAACUAAAGGAGCUAUUGUUCAAGGUGGAUAUGGCCAUACCAGUGUAUAUGAUGAAAUAACAAAGUCCAUUUAUGUUCAUGGAGGCUAUAAAGCAUUACCAGGCAAUAAAUAUGGAUUAGUAGAUGAUCUUUAUAAGUAUGAAGUUAACACUAAGACUUGGACUAUUUUGAAAGAAAGUGGGUUUGCCAGAUACCUUCAUUCAGCUGUUCUUAUCAAUGGAGCUAUGCUUAUUUUUGGAGGAAAUACCCAUAAUGACACUUCCUUGAGUAACGGUGCAAAAUGUUUUUCUGCCGAUUUCCUGGCAUAUGACAUAGCUUGCGAUGAAUGGAAAAUAUUACCGAAACCAAAUCUUCAUAGAGAUGUCAACAGAUUUGGACACUCUGCAGUUGUUAUUAAUGGGUCCAUGUAUAUAUUUGGAGGAUUUUCUAGUGUGCUUCUUAAUGAUAUCCUUGUUUACAAGCCUCCAAAUUGCAAGGCUUUCAGAGAUGAAGAACUUUGUAAGAAUGCUGGUCCAGGAAUAAAAUGUAUUUGGAAUAAAAAUCACUGUGAACCUUGGGAAUCUGGGAAUACUAAUAAUAUCCUUAGAGCAAAGUGCCCUCCUAAAACAGCUGCUCCUGAUGACAGAUGUUACAGAUACGCAGACUGUGCCAGCUGUGCUGCCAAUACCAACGGGUGCCAGUGGUGUGAUGACAAGAAAUGCAUCUCAGCAAACAGUAACUGCAGUUUGUCUGUGAAAAACUACACCAAAUGUCAUGUGAGAAAUGAGCAGAUUUGUAACAAACUUACCAGUUGUAAAAGCUGUUCGCUAAACUUGAAUUGCCAGUGGGAUCAGCGACAACAAGAAUGCCAGGCUUUACCAGCUCAUCUUUGUGGAGAAGGAUGGAAUCAUAUUGGUGAUGCUUGUCUUAGAAUCAAUUCCAGUAGAGAAAGCUAUGACAGUGCAAAACUUUAUUGCUAUAAUCUCAGUGGAAAUCUUGCUUCAUUAACAACCACAAAAGAAGUGGAAUUUGUUCUGGAUGAAAUACAGAAGUAUACACAACAGAAAGUAUCACCAUGGGUAGGCUUGCGCAAAAUCAACAUAUCCUACUGGGGAUGGGAAGACAUGUCUCCUUUUACAAACACCACACUGCAGUGGCUUCCCGGUGAACCAAAUGAUUCUGGGUUCUGUGCCUAUCUAGAAAAGGCCGCAGUGGCAGGCCUAAAAGCUAAUCCUUGUACAUCUAUGGCAGAUGGCCUUGUCUGUGAAAAGCCUGUUGUUAGUCCAAAUCAAAAUGCAAGGCCAUGCAAAAAGCCAUGUUCUCUACGGACAUCCUGCUCCAACUGUACCAGCAACGGCAUGGAGUGUAUGUGGUGCAGUAGUACGAGACGAUGUGUGGACUCGAAUGCUUACAUAAUCUCUUUUCCAUAUGGACAGUGUCUGGAGUGGCAAACUGCCACCUGCUCUCCUCAAAAUUGUUCUGGAUUGAGAACCUGUGGACAUUGUUUGGAACAGCCUGGAUGUGGCUGGUGCAAUGAUCCUAGUAAUACAGGAAGAGGACACUGCAUUGAAGGAUCUUCACGGGGACCAAUGAAGCUUGUUGGGAUGCACAAUAAUGAGAUGGUUCUUGAUACCAGUCUUUGUCCUAAAGAAAAGAACUAUGAGUGGUCCUUUAUCCAGUGUCCAGCUUGCCAGUGUAAUGGACACAGCACUUGCAUCAAUAAUAAUGUGUGUGAACAGUGUAAAAAUCUUACCACAGGAAAGCAGUGUCAAGACUGCAUGCCAGGUUAUUAUGGGGAUCCAACUAAUGGAGGACAGUGCACAGCUUGUACAUGCAGUGGCCAUGCAAAUAUCUGUCACAUGCAUACAGGAAAAUGUUUCUGCACAACUAAAGGAAUCAAAGGUGAUCAAUGUCAAUUGAAAGAAUACCAGUUUCCAAAUACUAGUAUGCAUAUUGAUAGCCUUUUGAUUGACUAUCAGUUUACCUUCAGCUUAUUACAGGAAGAUGAUCGCCACCAUACUGCCAUAAACUUCAUAGCGAACCCAGAACAGUCAAACAAAAAUUUGGAUAUUUCGAUUAAUGCAUCAAACAACUUUAAUCUCAACAUUACGUGGUCAGUUGGUUCAACAGCUGGAACAAUAUCCGGGGAGGAGACUCCUAUAGUUUCCAAAACUAAUAUAAAGGAAUACAGAGAUAGUUUUUCCUAUGAAAAAUUUAACUUUAGAAGCAAUCCUAACAUUACAUUCUAUGUGUACGUCAGCAACUUUUCCUGGCCUAUUAAAAUACAGAUUGCAUUCUCACAGCACAAUACAAUCAUGGAUCUUGUGCAGUUUUUUGUCACCUUCUUCAGUUGUUUUUUAUCCUUAUUGCUGGUAGCUGCAGUGGUAUGGAAGAUCAAACAAACAUGCUGGGCUUCUCGACGGAGAGAGCAACUGCUUCGAGAACGACAGCAGAUGGCCAGCCGUCCCUUUGCUUCUGUUGAUGUAGCACUGGAAGUGGGAGCUGAACAAACAGAGUUUCUGCGAGGGCCGUUAGAGGGAGCACCCAAACCCAUAGCCAUCGAACCAUGUGCCGGGAAUAGAGCUGCUGUUCUGACUGUGUUUCUUUGUCUACCGCGAGGAUCGUCAGGUGCCCCUCCUCCUGGACAGUCAGGCCUUGCAAUUGCCAGUGCCCUAAUAGAUAUUUCACAACAGAAGCCUUCAGAUAGUAAAGACAAGACUUCAGGAGUCCGAAAUCGAAAACACCACCUCUCAACACGUCAAGGAACUUGUGUCUGAGAAACGGAAACUGCUCCCAGAUGUUCUGAAAUGUUUUGAUUUUGUAAAUGACUUCCAUUAAGGCUGGUCCAUGGCCUCAGUUUUUAUGGAGGCGAAUCUCUGUAUGGUCCCAGGGCUCAAGUACAGUUCCCUCCAAACAGGCAAUGACCCAAGUGGCCAGAGAAUGUUCAUGACUUUUAUGAAAGUAACAGUAUUGAUGGUCACGGGCGAUAAAGUCAGUUUUUACGACUCUCUUAGGCUUAUCCUAGAUAACAUUAAAUUACGCUGGAAAAAGAUGUAUAUUGUUUCUUAAUGCAGAUGAAAAUAUGUAAUUCAUAUAAACCAAACUGUUUAUAUCCCAAGACUUUAAAGAAAGACAUUUUAUAAUGCCUGGAUGAUGAGAAUUGUACAGUUUUUGCCUCAUAAGCAAACUUAAAUCACUUGUAUAUGAACAGGAAAUGAAGAAAUUGCAAUGGCUUUAAACGUUGUUUUAUCUCACUGUAAAUGUAAAAGCCAGAUUUUGGUUUAGUAGGAUGUAGGUAGUGUAUUUAAAUAUUUCACAUGACCACAUCGUGUCCACACUCAGUUUGAGAAUGCGACUGUUUUCCACCUAACUGGAUUGCAGACCAGAACGAGUCCAUUUGGAUGGAUGGUAUGUACAACUUCACAGAAGAUUUAUUAGAAUUCUGAGUGAAAAGGACAUUCCUGUCAUCCACGCCAACUGCCUAACUCAUUAUCAGAGCUGAUAGAGCAUGGAAAAACCUGUCCAGCAAUCAAUUUUUCCCCUCCUUCCAAAACCCUCCAAUACCAAACCCGAAGAGAGCUGAAAUAGUUAUUUUAUAGAGAGCAAGCUUCAGCUCUACUGUGGUAAUUUUUUUAAUUGCUUAGGAAUCAUUGGAUCAGACCUAAGUGGUCCGUCUGCAUUUUUGUAGGGGAUCAUCUUCUGUUGGCCUUCCUCUCCUAGCUGCUAGAUUUUUAUCUACCUUUUACAAAUAUUAUGAAAAGUAUUUUAGAGGUGACACCUCCCAAGUUUUAAUAUGAUCCAGGUUCCCUCUUGCCAACUAUCACUUAGAAUACAAGUAGAGAAGAGCAUUUGCUGGCAAGCGUCUACAGUAUUCUUAUUUCUAACAUGAACACGUUGAUGUCACGAGAGUAAGUUUCCAGUUUAAAAAAUAAGUUCAUUGUUGCCCACAUUAAGCAUAUGCUUAACGAUUCACAAAUCUGAAUUAUGGCAGAAAGGAAAAAUGAUUUAAAAGAGCUUUCCCAUCGGGACAUAGACUCCUUUGUGUCCUCAUUUUGACAACAGUUCACUAGAACUCAGUAGCAUUAACAGAUCUUGUUUGAAACUGUUUCUUCACUUCAGGGUGACUAUAGGAUACAUGUAGAAAGCAGUGACAGAGAUAUCCAAGCUGCCUCAAACAAUACAGCUUCGUUCACUAGGAAAGCCAUUUAAAUGUAGUUGAUGUUUAGUACUCUCUAUGUACUUUUCAUGUUCUUGGGAUUUCUGGAAGGUAAUGACACUUUACUGUUUACAGCUAAUGCAUAGUUCCUUGCAUGCUGUGAUCGUGCAGUAGCGGAUUAUGACCCUAUUGUGAUAUUCAGUGUUUAUUUCAUGAUGCCAUUUAUACAUAGUCAGCUUCAUUUGAUGAGAAUUGAAUGUAAUCUAUAACAGGAAUGAUCAUACAAUAGGUAGUUGCAUCGUAUAUAAGGUUGCUAGGUUACAUCUAGCCAUGACUAUCAUUGUUUUGAUAAUUAGGCACUUGUUAAUUAUAGUAUAUAUUCCUUACGUUGGCAUGAUAAUUUUGCUAUUUUCUAUGCAUUAAAAAUAAGAUUAAUUCUUAGAAUAAUUUCAUCUAUAGCCUGUGGGUUUUUUGGGAGAGGGGGCGGGAGUGGAGCCGGUUGUUUUUGCCUCCCUGUGAUAUUUCACCUCUAAAAAAAAAAAAAAAAAAGUGAGCAAAGUUUGUAAAUGUCUCCUAAAAACAAUCAAGUAAUUUUAUUAGCUUCUUUUUGAACCCUUGAUUUUUCUCCUGGAAAAAUAA
Ailuropoda melanoleuca (giant panda) is the source of this 6016-nucleotide messenger RNA. RefSeq names its product attractin like 1 (gene ATRNL1). Gene Ontology annotation, cellular component: Golgi apparatus. NCBI's taxonomy places the organism in Eukaryota, Metazoa, Chordata, Mammalia, Carnivora, Ursidae. The record is from RefSeq and is a predicted model, not a curated record. The transcript has 28 exons. Gene Ontology annotation, molecular function: protein binding. Bases 147 to 3998 code for a protein of 1283 amino acids.